AUGACCGUGGGGUGGAAACUGGCCUCCACAGGGUGGAUCACAGUGAACUCGGACGGGUCGCUCCUGCGACGGUCUGGGUCAACCACGGCAGGAGGAGCGCUUAGAGACUGGCAGGGUCAUUUGUUGGGGGCCUAUACGAUGAACCUGGGAAGAUGUUUCAUUACCCGGGCCGAGAUUUGGGGGGCACUAAAGGGCCUGAAGCUAGCAUGGGAGGCAUGUCAUCGCCAGGUGGAGCUGCAACUGGAUUCCAAGACUGCACUCGCGCUGCUUCUUCACUCUGGCCGACAUAGCCAUCAACACGCCAACCUUGCCAUCCGCUUUCAGAACAUGCUGCGCAGAGAGUGGUAUGUUCGGGUCACUCACCUGGAACCCAUUUGA
This is a messenger RNA of Linum tenue, 378 nucleotides long. The record is from the annotation of a GenBank genome assembly. NCBI's taxonomy places the organism in Eukaryota, Viridiplantae, Streptophyta, Magnoliopsida, Malpighiales, Linaceae.